AUGGAGCACGAGCAAUCGCAGACAGGGUGGAUCACUUCACGAGAGCCAAUAUCGUGCUGCGUCUGGGGUCGUCAACCAAAUCCCUCACUGGCGGGUCCCCCAAUCACGGGGCUCACCGAUGCCCUGUCAGAAUGCCAUUGUGAACGUUUCUUGGGGACUCCGCCAUGCCUCGGCCAGAUGGACAGAUUCGCGUUCUCCCACAUCUGGCUGCCAUGGCCGCCAUGGCUGUCUUGUCAUGACGAUGCCACGGGCGUUUGCCAUCCGCCGUCGUGUCUUCUCAUAGCAAUCGAUAGCGAUUGUCUGCCCAACACUCUUUACACCACGCACCACUGCGACUUAACGCUGUCAUCGAACUCUUCACUCAUCGUCAUCAACUGCCUCGCCGUUGUUGUCUCUAAAUGUUCUUACCGGGCCCGGCCCGGCGCCAACUUCACACCUCACAAUCACGAUAAAUCACUUGCAGUGCUCCCGCACGCGCUUCAUUGGCCCCCACAAACGCUGCUCCAGUUUAGGCAAUUCUCUUUCUCACUCCAACACGGAGUGCCAUCUCUCAGAAACCCAUCUCAAACCUGUCAUUGGCUUGACCUGAUCUUUCUCUCCGUGCCCUGUGAAAUUGCAGAGAGACACCUUCAUCCAGCACCGCGCCGCAAUCCCCCUAUACAUUUCCACUUCCCCAUGGAGCCAUCAGCUAUUACCCAUUCCCCUAUCCUCAGCAGUCGCUCGCUCCCAGCCCAACAAUAUAUGAGUACUGUCAGAUGCGAGGGAAUAGUUAAUCAAUUCCCUACCCAAAAACUGCAUCACCCAGAGUCGCGUAUGCGCAGUACCUUGCAGCCCAUUUACUGGCUUGGAGUUGAAUGCAGCAUGCAAGCACGAUGCCCCAGCUGCCCCAAACAAGCUGCUGCUACUGCUGCUUGCCAUCCAGCAUCUGGAUUACCCAUAAGCCGAAGCACUGGAACCCCCCCGUAUCCGGCCGACUUUGUGCGACCAAAUACCAUUACCCACAACGAGCAGUUCGUCCGUUUUGCGAACACAAGCUCGGCUUCAAGCAUGCAACGUUCCAUGCUUCACGAGGCGAAUAAGUUGAUAGUCUCACGAUUGCGAAUAGACUGCUCUUGUGUUCAAUAUCAUGCGUUGGAGGCAGUAUUGGCCCGCGCCGCGCCGCGCGGGAUGUUGACAAGCUUGAUGCGCGACCAUCGUUCGAAUUGUUUCUGGCAGCAAGCCACCACCAACACUCUCCACUUGCUUUUGCGACGACGAUUCGAUGGUUUGUACGCCCCUCCCUUAGUUGGAAAGGCGAACUCUUGCUUGUAUCUGACUUCUGUCCGAGGACCUUACGAUUUCUUCCUCCCCACGCUGGGGUUUGAUCUCCCUGCCGUCCAUCACUCUAGAGGCUGAAAACCCGUGGGGCAGACCACCACUUAACACUCCAGCCUCCAGUUCCUCGCACUAUUCCGAUAUCUGAGACAAUCCCAAGCCCACGAAAACCGCAGGAUCUGUGACCAUCAGCCAUAAAAGUUCUCAUUUAUCUUAGACCACUUCUCUCGUCUGGUCUUUCGUCUCGUCCUGUCUCUUUUGGAUAUUCG
This is a messenger RNA of Lindgomyces ingoldianus, 1583 nucleotides long. RefSeq lists its product as uncharacterized. The coding region runs from base 1 to 1395 and encodes 464 amino acids. The record is from RefSeq and is a predicted model, not a curated record. The transcript has 9 exons. NCBI's taxonomy places the organism in Eukaryota, Fungi, Ascomycota, Dothideomycetes, Pleosporales, Lindgomycetaceae.